UAAAGAUUGGUAAACAUGAGAGAGAGCGAAAGAGAGAGAGAGACUCCCAACGUGUGAAAUAGAAUACUUAUCUCUAAUUCCUCUCACUCUCUCUCUCUCUCUAAUUAAAGCGAACAUGGCGGCCGAGGAACUCAAGAGUGAAGCCAACGAGUAUUUCAAAAAACAGCAGUACGAGAAGGCCAUCGCACUGUACACACAAGCCAUAGAGAUCGACGGGAGCAACCCAAUAUUGUACGGGAAUCGAAGUUUUGCUCACCUGAGGAUGGAAAGCUUCGGAUACGCUCUUCGUGAUGCGUCAAAGGCCCUGGAACUUGAUAGGACGUACAUUAAGGGAUACUAUAGGAGGGCAUCUGCUUAUAUGUCCCUGGGAAAGUUCAAGCUGGCCCUUAAGGACUACGAAACGGUCACCAAGACGCGACCUGGAGACAAGGACGCGCGGUUGAAGUACCAGGAGUGCCAAAAAGUCGUGAAGAUGAUGCUGUUUCAGAAAGCCAUUGCUGUUGAAGAGGAUUCUAAGAGUGUUGCGGCUUCUAUUGAUCUAGAGGCUAUGGUGAUAGAAGACGACUAUUCUGGGCCGAGACUCGAGGACGGCAAGGUGACGGAAGGCUUUAUGGAAGAUCUCAUUCAUCACUACACACAGCAGAAAAAACUCCACCGAAGAUAUGCUUACAAGAUUCUCCUGGACAUGAAGGAGUACCUCAAGUCCCUGCCAUCCUUGGUAGACAUCCCGGUAGACAACGCGGAGAAAUUCACCGUCUGCGGCGACAUACACGGCCAGUUUUUCGACCUUCUCAACAUCUUCCGGCUGAACGGUAGACCAGGAGUCGCGAACCGAUAUCUCUUCAAUGGGGACUUUGUUGAUCGCGGGAGUUUCUCGGUAGAGGUUAUUUUCAUCCUCUUUGGCUACACCCUCCUCUUCCCUGGCAGAUUCUAUAUGUCAAGAGGUAACCACGAGAGCCUGACUAUGAACCAGAUGUACGGCUUUCAAGGGGAAGUGAAAGCCAAGUACACGUCUCAGAUGGUUGAGCUGUUUACGGAAGUGUUCAAUUACCUUCCUCUCUGCCACUGCAUUAAUGGAAGGGUUCUUGUCAUGCACGGUGGCCUGUUCUCCUCCGACAAUGUGACCCUGGAUGACCUCAGGAAGAUUGACAGGAACAGGCAGCCUCCAGAUGAAGGUCUGAUGUGCGAGUUACUGUGGAGCGACCCAAUGCCAGGUCAAGGGAGAGCUCCGAGCAAACGAGGAGUCGGCAUUCAGUUCGGUCCAGAUGUCACCAAACGAUUCCUGGAGUUAAACGGCCUUGACUACAUCGUUAGGUCACAUGAGGUCAAGGCAGAAGGGUAUGAGGUCGGACAUGGUGGGGAUUGCAUCACAGUGUUCUCAGCCCCUAACUACUGUGACACAAUGGGAAACAAAGGAGCUUUUAUUAUCGUUAAUGGAAAGGAUCUGAAACCUCAGUUUACUACUUACGAGGCUGUUCCCCAUCCACCAGUGAAACCAAUGGCAUAUGCAAAUUCGAUUUUUAGUUUGUUCAGUUGAGUGAGCUAUCUUUAAAUCUCUCUCUCUCUCUCUCUCUCUCUCUCUCUCUCUCUCUCUCUCUCUCUCUCUCUCUCUCUCUCUCUCUCUCUCUCUCUCUCUCUCUCUCUCUCUCUCUCUCUCUCUCUCUCUCUCUCUCCUUAUUAAGUGUUUAAUGAAAAUUUGUUAGAAGAGGAGAAGGAAGAAGAGGAAGAAGAAGAGGAAGAAGAAGAAGAAGAAGAAGAAGAAGAAUGUGUGUGUGUGUGUGUAUGUGUGUGUGUGCGUGCGUGUGUGCGCUUGCUACAGUACACACACCUUAUAUAUAAAUUUAAAUCAAUAUUAUAAGUAAUUUUAAGUAAUAAUAGUCUUUAGUAGUAGUAGUAGUAGUAGUAGUAGUAGUAGUAGUGAUUAUACUGAUGAAUAUAAGUAGUAGUAGUAGUUGUAGUAGUAGUAGUAACACACACACACACACACACAUACACACACAUACACACACACACACACACACACACACACAUGUAAGUUAAAUUUAUACCUAACAUAAAUAUUUGUAAAGUU
This is a messenger RNA of Scylla paramamosain (green mud crab), 2071 nucleotides long. It is a transcript of the gene PpD3, whose product is annotated as serine/threonine-protein phosphatase 5-like. Gene Ontology annotation, molecular function: hydrolase activity; protein binding. The record is from RefSeq and is a predicted model, not a curated record. Lineage: Eukaryota; Metazoa; Arthropoda; Malacostraca; Decapoda; Portunidae. The transcript has 10 exons. Bases 116 to 1537 code for a protein of 473 amino acids.